AUGAUAUUCGUACAACUACGAAGAGAAUAUACAGAUGGUGACGCAGGCAUUAUUAUUGUAUAUAAUCGUGUUCCUAAAUGUGGAAGUACAUUAUUGGUCAGAAUCUUUCAAAUUCUAUCAAAUCGAACACGUGCAUUCACAUUUCGUCAGUCGCAAGAAUUGAGACAUUAUCGUUACUCAACCGAGGAACAACAUACGUUAGUCACCGAUCUCGUCCGAUACUCAUACAAUGUCAGUUAUCAGCGAGUUGUCUACGAGCAACAUUUUCACUUUGUGAAUUUACCCUCAACAUCAAAGAAUAUAUUCUAUUAUAUAAAUCAAUUACGUGAUCCGUUGGAAAGAACCUUGUCAGAGUUUGAUUUUGAACGUUAUAUCGGUGGUUCAUUGGGUGCAGGACAUGCAAACCUGUUCUUACAUCCAUCUCUCCGAAACUUAACAAUGGAUGAAUGCGUGUCAACUGGCGAUCCCACUCGAUGUCUCACAAAACUGUAUGGAGUUUAUUCACCAAUCAGCUUCUUUUGUGGUCAAUCGUCCUUUUGCGAUGAUACAGUUAGUCGACCGACGAGCGAUGCUGCUCUUUCUCAAGCUAAAUCAAAUAUUGAACGAUAUUAUACUCACAUUGGUAUCUUAGAAUAUAUUCAAAGUUCAUUGGAACUGCUUGAACAUAUUCAGCCUUCCAUAUUCACCGGAGUACAAAUUCAAACUGACGAAGAAAUAUGGGAUUAUUGUCGAAAAGCGACUACAACACUCUUUCAUCCCGCUGGAACAUGCAAAAUGGGUAAUGUAGAUAAUAACAAUAUGACAGCCGUUGAUUCUCAAUUAAAAGUUAAAGGAAUUAAAAAUUUAAGAAUUGCUGAUACAUCUGUUUUUUCCACAAUGAUAUCUGUUAAUCCGUGUAUUACAUGCAUGAUGACUGGAGAAAAAUGUGUAGAUAUGAUUAAACAAGGUUAA
This is a messenger RNA of Adineta steineri, 951 nucleotides long. The record is from the annotation of a GenBank genome assembly. NCBI's taxonomy places the organism in Eukaryota, Metazoa, Rotifera, Eurotatoria, Adinetida, Adinetidae.